AUGUCCACUCCCGCAGCCACCAUGGCAGGCGUCGAGGCGCCCCCGAAGCUCGAAAAGAAGCCGAUCAAGUUCAGCAACUUGCUGCUUGGCUCGGGUCUGAACAUGUUCGAAGUGUCGACGCUGGGCCAGCCUUUGGAGGUCGUCAAGACCACCAUGGCUGCUAACCGCAGCGAAGGCUUCGGUGGCGCCAUCCGCAAGAUCUGGGCUCGUGGUGGAGUCCUUGGCUUUUACCAAGGUCUGAUCCCCUGGGCCUGGAUUGAGGCCUCCACGAAGGGAGCUGUGCUCCUUUUCGUCGCCUCCGAGGCUGAGUACCACGCGCGUUCCUUCGGCGCCUCCCCCUUCGUCGGUGGCAUCACUGGCGGCAUGGUCGGCGGUCUCGCCCAGGCCUAUGCCACCAUGGGUUUCUGCACCUGCAUGAAGACGGUCGAGAUCACAAAGCACAAGGUCGCUGCCUCUGGCGCGAAGCCGCCGGGCACGAUGGAGACUUUCAUGGAGAUCUGGCGCAAGGAGGGUAUCCGCGGCAUCAACAAGGGCGUCAACGCCGUCGCCGUCCGCCAGGUCACCAACUGGGGUUCUCGCUUCGGUCUGUCCCGAGUUGCGGAAACCGGAAUCCGCAAGGUCACCGGCAAGGAAGGCGGCGAGAAGCUCAGCGUCUUCGAGAAGAUCAUCGCCUCCACCCUCGGUGGUGGUCUCUCCGCCUGGAACCAGCCGAUCGAGGUCAUUCGCGUCGAGUUGCAGAGCAAGGUCGAGGACCCCAACCGGCCGAAGAAAAUGAACGUCGCCAGCGCGGCGAAGUACAUCUACCAGAAGAACGGAAUCAAGGGUUUGUACAGGGGCGUUACUCCUAGGAUUGGUUUGGGCGUUUGGCAGACGGUUUGCAUGGUUGCUUUGGGUGACGUGGCUAAGGAAGCUGUCGAGAAGCUCACUGGCGACCAGGUCACGGCGAAGCACUAG
Molecule: messenger RNA, 954 nt
Organism: Lasiodiplodia theobromae
Lineage: Eukaryota; Fungi; Ascomycota; Dothideomycetes; Botryosphaeriales; Botryosphaeriaceae
Product: Mitochondrial DNA replication protein
Exons: 4
Coding region: 1-954 (317 amino acids)
Biological process (GO): mitochondrial citrate transmembrane transport; alpha-ketoglutarate transport
Cellular component (GO): mitochondrion
Molecular function (GO): tricarboxylate secondary active transmembrane transporter activity
Source: RefSeq, a predicted model, not a curated record